AUGCCAAGUGACCUGGACCAACAGAUCGAGCAGCUCUUACGCUGCGAACCGAUAUCAGAGGAGCAAGUCAAGCGGCUGUGUCUCAAGGCGCGCGAGAUUCUCAUCGAGGAGGCGAAUGUGCAGGUCGUCGAUUCUCCAGUCACGAUAUGCGGGGACAUCCACGGGCAAUUCUGGGACAUGAUGGAGCUCUUCAAAGUGGGCGGGCCGUGUCCGGAGACGAACUACCUCUUCAUGGGGGACUUCGUCGACCGCGGCUUCUACAGCGUCGAGACCUUCCUGCUCCUCCUCGCGCUCAAGGUGCGCUACCCGGAGCGGAUGACGCUCAUCCGCGGCAACCACGAGUCGCGGCAGAUCACGCAGGUGUACGGCUUCUACGACGAGUGCCAGCGCAAGUACGGGAGCAGCAACGUCUGGCGCUGGUGCUGCGAGGUCUUUGACUACCUCGCGCUCGGCGCGAUUGUCGACGGCCGCGUGUUCUGCGUGCACGGGGGCCUCAGCCCGAGUUUGCAGAGCAUCGACCAGAUCCGGACGAUUGACAGGAAGCAGGAGGUGCCCCACGACGGUGCGAUGUGCGACUUGCUGUGGUCAGACCCAGACGAUAUCAACGGCUGGGGCCUCUCCCCGCGGGGCGCGGGCUACCUCUUCGGCGCGGACAUCACGAAGCUGUUUGCGCACCGGAACAACAUCGACCUCAUCGCACGCGCGCACCAGCUCGCGAUGGAGGGCUACAAGCUCAUGUUCGACAAGACGAUCGUCACCGUCUGGAGCGCGCCCAACUACUGCUACCGGUGCGGGAACGUGGCGUCGAUCCUCGAGCUCGACGAGUACCUCGCGCAGGAGUACAAGGUGUUCUCGCAUGCGCCGUCGGACGUACGGUCGAUACCUGCGAAACGGCCGCCGGCGGACUACUUUUUGUAG
Messenger RNA from Epithele typhae, 918 nucleotides. Its product is annotated as serine/threonine protein phosphatase. The record is from RefSeq and is a predicted model, not a curated record. Gene Ontology annotation, biological process: peptidyl-serine dephosphorylation; double-strand break repair via homologous recombination. The coding region runs from base 1 to 918 and encodes 305 amino acids. Gene Ontology annotation, cellular component: nucleus; cytoplasm. Gene Ontology annotation, molecular function: protein serine/threonine phosphatase activity. The transcript has 7 exons. NCBI's taxonomy places the organism in Eukaryota, Fungi, Basidiomycota, Agaricomycetes, Polyporales, Epitheliaceae.